This is a messenger RNA of Trichophyton rubrum CBS 118892, 2907 nucleotides long. RefSeq lists its product as uncharacterized. The record is from RefSeq and is a predicted model, not a curated record. The transcript has a single exon. NCBI's taxonomy places the organism in Eukaryota, Fungi, Ascomycota, Eurotiomycetes, Onygenales, Arthrodermataceae. The coding region runs from base 823 to 2490 and encodes 555 amino acids.
CUGGGGCUGGUCCCCUGAGCCUGCGAUACUCGCCCCGGCGCUCCUCUUCCUCCUUGUCUGUCUGGACGGCCGCCCUUUGCAUAGUCCUGUCCUGUCUCUCCAGAGCUGAAAUCCGUCUGCAAGCGUUCUACGUGAGUUCUUAAACGCAUCUCUAUUAUACCCUGUGUCUGCAUCUAUAUCCCAUGUCUAUGUUGUUACGUUCAAGGGAAGACUGACAGGAGCAGCCAGCCUUGACUCCCUUGCUUCUGCUCGCUCAGAGACACUUUGGCUCUUCUACUUUUUUUGCUUCCUCCGCCUCUUCUUCUGUUGCUGCUUCUUCCUCCUGGCUGUUUUACCCCCUGGCGAAUACACUAUGGGGAUCUGUGCUGGUGGCUGUCUUGUUCAUUAUCACCCUGUCGGACUGGGAUUUCAGGGGCCAUGCUCUCUCGGCUCUCCCUGUCCUCGCCCUGUUUGGAGCCUACCUCACUUUCAUGCCAAAGUCAGACAGGAAGAAGAAGGCGUCUUUGCUGCCAGACGCCAACAUUGAGGAUGUCGUUCUUCCUGUCUCGCUGCGAGUUGUCCCUCUUCUGCUCGUCUCCCUCGGCGUGGAGGUUGCUCUCUUCGGCUGGCCGUCAGGGGGUGUCCUCGCCACUCUGAUACUCGGCUUUGCAAAGUCUCUAUCAUGGUAUUCCAUCAUCAAAGCAGUAUGUUCACGGCUGCUGCUCCUCUUUCUUUUUAAUUGGCCAUGUUUAUGCUUACAAUACACCCCAGGCUAGAUAUUCCUCCUGGUGCACGGCUGCUGCAACAGGCACCUUUGGCAUCUUGUCAACCCUUAGCCCCUUUAUGCAGUCCUCUGAUACCAAGGCCCUGUCCCAUGUAAUAGCAUCCCUCUUUGCCUUGGGCCAGACUAUCCACACGCUCCCAAGGCACGUCUCAAACAAGUCGGCUCUCUGGAUCUUCUCCCUAGCCUCUUUGGGUCCGUUUAUGGCCAAUAUCAUCGCUAUCAAGUCCGCAUACUCCUCACAGAUUGCUAUCUACAGCAAGCAUCCCGUCGAGACACUCAUCCACAGGGGUACGAAAGACUUUGAAGAGCUUCUCGGCAGACAGUCUCAAAAUUAUACUGCUGCUCAUGCCGAAUAUCAGCGUCGAUACGGCAAUGAGCCACCUCCAGGGUUCGAGGCAUGGUACAACUUUGCCAGAUCUCACCAAUCCCCCAUCAUCGAUGACUUUGAUAUGAUACACACUGCCGUAUCUCCAUUUCGAAGACUGAGCGGCGAACAAGUACUUGAAACCAUGGAUCGCGCCCACAGCACUACUGACAGCGAACUUUGGCUCUGCACUUUUCACGGCUCUAGAGCUAAGACUCAAUGCCACCAUCCAAGUCGCUCCUUUGACAGACACAUACAGCUGCUGUUUGAUACUCUGCUGAAAGAUGUACCGGGAGCCCUCCCAGAUGUCAAGUUCCUCGUCAACCACUUGGACGAACCAAGAGUUAUUGUCCCUCCAGGCAAAAAGGAGGUUGAAGGCACUCAGUUCAAACUGACCAAUCUGUCGAGACAGCCAGCUUGGGAGCCUAUCACCAAGAAUUGUCGCUCCGAGAACAGCCCUUCCAGCAACAGAGUGGAAACAUACGGUCUUCCUUUUGUCACCAACCGAACAGAGGACAUGAACCUAUGUACCCACCCUGAAUACGCUACUAUGAACGGUCUCUUUAUGAGUCCGACUUCCCUCCGUCUGUUCGAGGGUUUGGUACCCAUCUUAUCAACAGGCUCCCCACUCACAAUGGGUGACAUCUUAUUCCCUAGUCCCGCCUACAUUGAAUCCGAAUUUCAGUACGACGGCAAAAAUGACGUUGAAUGGCAUAAGAAACGCAACAACCUCUACUGGGCGGGCUCCACAACCGGUGCAUUUGCACAGACAGGCUCCUGGAAACACUUCCACCGCCAAAGAUUCGUUACUCUCGCACAGAAUCUGGAAACACGCAAACACAAGUAUAUCCGCGAGACUAACGGCGUGAUCAGCAGCGUCAAGUCAUACUUUCUCAACACUAGACUAUACGACGUUGCCUUCACCAAGAUAUUCCAGUGCAAGACUAGAUACUGCAGAGAGCAAAGAACUUUCUUCCCUUCCAAGCCAUGGGCAGACAAGGACAAAGCAUUCGGGUCUCGGCUAGUCUUUGAUAUCGAUGGUAAUGCCAUCAGUGGGCGCUAUUACAAGCUACUAGCCUCAAAAUCAACGCCCUUGAAACAGACAUUAUUGCGGGAGUGGCAUGAUGACCGUCUGGUUCCAUGGGUGCAUUAUAUACCCCUUAGCCAGAGCAUGGAGGAACUACCCGAGCUGCUUUCUUAUCUUACUUUAACCGAGUCUGGAUGUCGGCGGGCAAAGGAGGUUGCUGACCAUGGCCGGGAAUGGUUUUCACAGGCGUUUAGAGAGGUGGAUAUGACUAUUUAUAUAUACCGCUUACUUUUGGAGUUGGCAAGGCUACAGGAUCCUGAAAGACAGGCAUCUUAAGCGCAUUUUGAUGUUAAUUGUUAAUUUUUAGUCCAUUGCUGAUACUGACCUUGGAAAUGGAUACGUUCAUAUCCAGGAUGAAGUUAUAAACUACUCUAUCGAGGCGAAAGUGAUGGACGCCUUUAACAAUCACAGUGCUUGUCUUGAUUCCUGAAUAGAUCAGCUCGUAUUCAACAUAAAACUCGUGAGCUGGAAUUUAAUUACGGGCGAGCCAAACUGUCUCUUGAAGCUGUUUGGCGAUGGUAUAGGUUCCCCUUUGACCCUUAAGAAGAUGACCAAGGGAGAUAUGAGGCAGCAUUCUGGAUGCUACGAAGCGCUUGACACCAACUACCUUACCGCCUGCUCUGACAGCUUUGAUAGCUAGCUUUAAUAGUGUUAGUUAGAGCCGGUGUUUGACCGGCGUCUCGGAUGUGAUGG